Anisakis simplex (herring worm) is the source of this 285-nucleotide messenger RNA. Lineage: Eukaryota; Metazoa; Nematoda; Chromadorea; Rhabditida; Anisakidae. The record is from the annotation of a GenBank genome assembly.
AUGUCGGUGUUGUUUUGUUGGAAUGAUCGAGCGAAAGAGAAGCUUUCGUAUGAAAGUAUUCGAAUCGCAACACAACUUCCACAUGCUGAACUCAACAGAACUUUAUUUUCUUUGGUCGCCUUUCCCAAAAUGCGGCACCAAGUAUUGUUAACAGAUUGUUCUCCGCCGAAUCCUCGAGAUUUCACAGAUUCCACGCUGUUCUGGAUUAAUCAGCAAUUUGCUAUUGUUAAGGUGAGUUCAAAUAAAUUCUUGGUCGCUGUCAUGAUAUAUAAUAAUUAUUGUUAG